AUGGCCCCUCCGCAAUACAUUAUCAACGCUCAUAUUUUUGGCGAGACCUAUGACAACGAAGAAGUUGGUUUUCUGUUUAGAAACACUGAGGUUAAACGAUUUUGUUUAAGCAGAAAAGCAAAUUUCAGUUACUUCAAAGGGAGAUUAGAGACGAAGCUUGCAAUGGGUGGUGUAUCCCAGAUUUUUUACCAAUAUCGAUUUCUUCGUGGAGACAACCCGGUCAAGUUUAUCCAAGUUGAGAUCAAAGACGAUGAAGACAUGCAGAAUAUGUUUGCCAAUCAUGAGUAUUCUGGUUACGAAUGCAUAGAACUGUAUGUUACUCUACCAGAAGUUCAAACCACACAAAUGGUUGAGUCACAAGUCAUUGAUGCACUUGGAGACGAGCAAGCAGAGGUCGACGUUGUAGAUGAAGAAGAAGAAGCACCGGAAAUAGAAGUUGAUAACCUGGUAAACGAGGAAAGUGAAGAUGAACCGGAAGUUGUUGUACCACGAGAUCAAGUGCAUAUGCCUCCAGUGCACAUGAGGAACCUGAAUUUUGAUGGGGAUGACGAACCAUCGACUGAUAUUUUCUAUGAUCCAUACACCCAAACAGAUCAACGGUUAAAAGUAGGAGACAGAUUUCGUUCUAAGGAGGCAUGUAUCAUGGCCAUAAAAAGAUUUCAUAUGGCAAACAAUGUUGAUUUUAGAGUUGAUCGCGCCAAUGUCGAAAGGUACAAAAUUUACUGUAGUAACACUGAUUGUGGAUUCAGGUUGCAUGCAUCAUACAGGAAGAGAAGUGACUCAUGGGUUAUAGGAUAUAUUUCCCAAGAUCACACAUGUAUUAACACAAAUGUUUCACAAGAUCACCGUAAGCUCAGUUAUGACAUCAUUUGUCAAGAAAUCUUGCCUCUAGUUGAAAAAGAUCCAUCGUUAAAGGUGAAAACGAUAAUCUCUCAUAUCGUUGCAACGUACAACUACACUCCGUCUUAUAGAAAGGCGUGGCUGGCGAAGACCAAGGCGAUCGAAGUUGUGUAUGGAAAUUGGGAGGAUUCGUAUAAACGACUCCCACAUUUCUUAUAUGCGCUUCAAAUUUAUGCUCCUGGAACUGUUACUAUUUUAGAGACCCUUCCGGCGCAAUCUCCAGACGGAACAUCACUUCAAGGAAAUCAAAUCAAGCCAAAGUAA
Vicia villosa (hairy vetch) is the source of this 1164-nucleotide messenger RNA. RefSeq lists its product as uncharacterized. NCBI's taxonomy places the organism in Eukaryota, Viridiplantae, Streptophyta, Magnoliopsida, Fabales, Fabaceae. The record is from RefSeq and is a predicted model, not a curated record. The transcript has 2 exons. Bases 1 to 1164 code for a protein of 387 amino acids.